AGCCUCUGCUGCCGACGCCGCCGCCGCGCUCCCGCCUCCUGUCGGUUCCCGGGCUCCCGCAGCGGCUGCAGUUCUGGCAGCCGAGCCCCCGCGGUGCUGCAGCCCAGCUUUAGCGCGCAGACCGACCCGCGCCCCUUCCUCGCCGCCGGCAGCCUCUAAUCCACGCGCCGCGCUGCGGCAGGUGCCCUGGGCGCACCGAGGCUCGGUGGCCUGAGCCCGGCCGCCAUCGAUGACCCCGGUCGCAGACCUGCUUCAGGCUGGCCAACCCGUACAACACCGAGAUGAACAUCCUGGUACAUAUGUCUUGGCACAUUUUUUCAACUCUUGAAGAAAAUUCUUAUGCAGAUUGAAAUGGCUGGGUCUUGUUUCACCUGUGUUGAGUAACCAUGGGGAGGAAGCUGGACCUGUCUGGUUUGACUGAUGAUGAAACAGAGCAUGUUCUUCAGGUGGUUCAGAGAGACUUCAAUCUUCGCAAAAAAGAAGAAGAACGACUAAGUGAGCUGAAGCAGAAGCUGGAUGAGGAAGGCAGCAAGUGCAGCAUCCUCUCGAAGCACCAGCAGUUCGUGGAGCACUGCUGCAUGCGCUGCUGCUCGCCCUUCACCUUCCUUGUCAACACCAAGCGCCAGUGCGGAGAUUGCAAGUUCAAUGUCUGCAAGAGCUGCUGCUCCUACCAGAAGCACGAAAAAGCCUGGGUCUGCUGCGUCUGCCAGCAAGCGAGGCUUCUGAGGGCCCAGUCUCUGGAAUGGUUCUACAAUAAUGUGAAGAGCCGCUUCAAGCGCUUUGGCAGUGCCAAGGUUCUGAAGAACCUGUACAGGAAGCACCGGCUGGAGAGUGGUGCGUGCUUCGACAUUCUAGGAGGAAGCCUUUUUGAGUCAAACCUGGAGCAUGAAGGAAGCAUUUCUGGCAGUGAUUCAACAUUUUAUAGGCAGUCAGAAGGACAUAGUGUGAUGGACACCUUGGCUGUGGCCCUACGGGUGGCUGAAGAGGCCAUUGAGGAAGCAAUUUCCAAAGCAGAAGCAUAUGGGGACAGCCUGGACAAGCAAAACGAAGCCAGUUACCUGCGGGACCACAAGGAGGAGCUAACUGAGGAACUGGCCACGACAAUCUUGCAGAAGAUUAUACGAAAACAGAAGAGCAAAAGUGAGCAGCAAGUGGAAGAAGAGCCAGGAUGGCCACAUCCCCAGAGUGGCAGCACAAAAGUGGCAGAUGAAGGGACCUCAGCAUCCCCUGGAGGCCACCGCACUCCUGCUGCCCUCUGGCGGUCCCAGUCUGCCUUCUCAGUCACUGGAGAAGAAGCCCUGAAGACCCCUCCAGCAGAGGCUGCAUCGAGGCAGCCAAGGGACCAAGGCCAACACCCAAGAGCAGAGUCUGCUCUGCCCAGCUGGAAGAGCGUGGACAGGCUGGAUGAAACAAACCUGGCCCCAGUUUUGCAGAGCCCCGACGGGAACUGGGUGGCCCUGAAGGACGGCGCUCCGCCCCCUACCCGACUACUGGCCAAACCUAAGAGCGGGACAUUUCAGGCCCUGGAGGUGGCCUCCAGUGUGGCAUCUGCCUACGAUGAGAUGGGCUCCGAUAGCGAGGAAGACUUUGACUGGAGUGAGGCCUUGAGCAAGCUGUGUCCCAGGUCCCAGGGCCUCCCCAGGAACCCCCAGCCUCAGCCCACACAGGCCCAGAGCACUGACCAAGGCCCCAUAGCUGCCUCCCCAUCCUCCGCAAUCUCCCCCAACCCUGAGGCCAUGUGCUCUGACUCGGAGACCUCCUCCGCGGGCUCUUCCCGAGAAGUUGGGCACCAGGCCAGGCUGUCCUGGUUGCAGAGGAAGGCCCCCAGGAACCCUGCAGCCGAGAAGAUGCGCCUGCAGGGAGAACUGGAUGUGAACUUCAACCCCCAGGUGACCAGCAGGGAGACCUCAGACAGCAGCGAGCCGGAGGAGGCCCCCCACACCACAGACCGGCGGGCCAGGAGGUGGAGAAGAGCCCGACUGGGCUCAGAAGAGCCAAGCAAAGCACCAUCUUCCCCCAGCGCCCAGCUCCAGGAUCUGGACACACGUCAGGUGUCGGAUGAUUUAUCAGAGACAGACAUCAGCAAUGAGGCUCGGGACCCCCGGACUCCCAUAAACACCACAGAGGAGAAACGGAGAAACAGGCUGUACGAGUUAGCAAUGAAAAUGAGUGAAAAGGAGACUUCUUCAGGGGAGGAUCAGGAGUCUGAGCCCAAGACAGAAUCUGAGAACCAGAAGGAAAGUCUGUCCUCUGAAGACAACAGCCAGAGCGUCCAGGACGAGCUGAAGAAGAAGUUUUCUGCUGUUUCUCUCUGCAACAUCUCCACAGAAGUCCUGAAAGUCAUCAAUGCCACAGAGGAGUUGAUAGCAGGAUCUACAGGGCCCUGGGAGUCCCCACAAGUCCCUCCUGACAGAGAGAAGGGGACGUUUCCUCGUGGGACAGACCAAGUGAGACUGGAUGAGCAGCUGACUUCCCUGGAAGAAAAUGUAUACCUGGCAGCAGGCACUGUGUAUGGACUGGAGAGCCAGCUGACUGAGCUGGAAGAUGCCGCCCGCUGCAUCCACAGCGGCACUGAUGAGACCCAUCUGGCGGAUCUGGAGGACCAGGUGGCCACGGCUGCAGCCCAAGUCCACCAUGCUGAACUCCAGAUUUCUGAUAUCGAGAGCCGGAUUUCAGCCUUGACCAUUGCAGGAUUAAACAUAGCACCAUGUGUGCGCCUCACAAGAAGACGGGAUCAGAAGCAAAGGACCCAGGUACAAACCAUAGAUACAUCAAGGCAGCAAAGGAGGAAACUGCCUGCUCCACCAGUGAAAGCUGAAAAAAUUGAGACAUCUUCAGUGACGACCAUUAAAACAUUUAACCGCAACUUCAUUCUCCAAGGCUCCUCAACAAACAGGACUAAGGAAAGGAAAGGCACCACCAAGGAUUUGAUGUCUUCGCAAGUGGCUGAUGAGAGUGUGUUCAAUGUCUCACCUCAGGAGCCUGCUCUGGAGUCAGCUGUGAUGUACUGACACCAUGGAAUUCCACUGCCAGUGACUCACUGCCUCCGGCCGUACACGACAGUGCCUUGACCCAACAGCCAUCGAGUACUGUAUGGAUUUCCACCUGAGGAGAAGGCCUGGGGAGGCCACAGUGCACCAUUGCACAGGGCUGUCCUGAUACCUCAUCCAGAAAGCCGUCUCAGACUUCAGCAUUGCGGUCUUGCCCACUCUCUGCCUUAGGCUCCCAGGGGAAUCCAAGACAGAAAACCAAGACACUGGCUUCCAACAGCAGAGCUCCAUGUUUAAGAUACAUAUUUUCCCUGUUUGCUUUGCUACUGUGUGUUGACUUUAAGAUCUUUUUUUUUUAUCCCUUUGAUUCAGCUAGUAUUCCAUGUCAACAAUUUUUCCAAAAGAAAACUGUUGGAGGGGGGUGGAGGGAGGAAGGUGGGAAUUAUUAUUUAAUCCAUCAUUAAUGCUUAUUAAUCUCUCACAGCAUCUUUGUCUUGCAAAUCCUGAGGGAAAAGCAAGUCCAUGCAGUGAACACUAGGGACAGUCUAAUUUGGGGAUUGCUCAACCGUCAAGACUGCAGGUCUCCCUUCAGCCACCUCCUUCCUACUAAAAUCUCAGCCUACCACACUACCAGUCAUUCCCAUUGCUUUGCAAUCACAAGCCACAGGAUGAGAAGUUCUGACUCACUCAUGCCAUGCCCAGGUCUAUCUGAAACAGUGUCUCAUUAAGAAUUUAGGGUUCUUCCAUGGGCUUACUGACAGUUUCCCAAAACUGAAGGGGAAAGGGGCUUGAGAAAGACCAUCAUUAGCUCAACUUCAGGGCACUGUCCAGAAUCAACAUGAUGUGGUUUAGCAAUGAUCACAUCUAAACAAAGUUUAGGUAAAUGAAUUACCACAGAGAAAGACCACAUGAGAAAAAUUUUGUCCUCCAAAUUUACUUCCCAAUAAAUAUUCAGCAAAGUAGUAAAAUGACCUUAAAGAUAAAAAUGAUUAGGGAAUAGCCUUAGAUAAUUUAUAGGUAUAAAAAAUUCAAGGACAAACUGUGCAUUUAAUGGACACAAGAGUUGACUCUAACUCCAUGUCUGUGGUUUCUUUGAACCCAUAUCGAAUGCAUGACUAUUUAGAGUGUUUAUAAAAGCAAAUGGAACUGAACUUUCACUCAAUUAAUUGGGCACUAACAACCUUUUUUUAUGUUUGUUCCUGAUACAGUCUGAAUCUUAGGAAGGUAAAAGAAAGGAGGCAAGAGAAGAGUUAUGAUGAAUGUGUGUUAAGUGCCUGCUCUGAAGGAGGCAAUGUUCUUCUCCUUUUAAUCCUUACGGCAACCUUAUUCAAUAAGUUUUCCCAUGUUUCAAAUUUAAUAACUGAAGGCCAGAGAGAUUAAUUUGCCAAAGCCACACCUUUAUGCUAAUUAUGAUUGGAAUGCAUCACAAAAGCCUAACUCUGUUGUUUUCAACCUCUACGUUUUUUUACUGCUAUGUGCAUUUCCAGAUCUGAUUUUCUGCUGAUUUGUGUGCUAUGAUCCACUCCUGAUGGGGGUCUACGUUAUCUUCCAAUAAUACUCCUUGCUGAUGCUGUGUUAUGUGUCAUCUAACAGAAAUGACUCCUUUGAAAUAAGUAAAUCUUCGGCUUUUUGUUCUGUUGGUGUGAUUCAAAGCAAAACAAAAACAAAUUUUAAAAACACAACAAAAAAAGAUUUGACUUCCAAAUAGAACGUUUUCUUUAACAGGCAUGAAAAGCAACUAUUGUUGUGUUACAGUGUUAAAAAUAUUCAGUUUUCUUUGACAAAAAUGUGUACUGUGUAAGCCUUGCAAACAAAAAAAACAACAAAAAAGAAGAAGAAGCAGCCUGCUGUGUGGCAUUUGAACUUUUAUAAAGGUUUCCUUGUGCCAAAUAAGUGCAAAGAUUUAAUUUACUAUUAAAAACCAUAAGCAUAUGUUAUAGUUCCAGAAGAAUUAUUUUGUCAUCAAGUGAUUUUGAUCUUUAGUGUCAAUAUUUAUAUUUAGAUUAAUUUUUAUAAAUGAAAAUAUUUUAAUGGUUUAAGAAAAUGAGGACAACAGGAUAAUAUCUUUGAUGACUUCUGAAAGUUAUGCUUCCCUUCAUGUUAUAUGCACAUUGCCAAGAAUUACUGUCAAGAGAAAUGAUAAGUAAAAGUCAUUUAUGAAAA
This is a messenger RNA of Cercocebus atys (sooty mangabey), 5153 nucleotides long. It is a transcript of the gene MYRIP, whose product is annotated as myosin VIIA and Rab interacting protein. Gene Ontology annotation, molecular function: small GTPase binding; actin binding; myosin binding. Bases 387 to 3011 code for a protein of 874 amino acids. The record is from RefSeq and is a predicted model, not a curated record. Lineage: Eukaryota; Metazoa; Chordata; Mammalia; Primates; Cercopithecidae. Gene Ontology annotation, biological process: intracellular protein transport. The transcript has 18 exons. Gene Ontology annotation, cellular component: cortical actin cytoskeleton.